Messenger RNA from Didymodactylos carnosus, 2121 nucleotides. Lineage: Eukaryota; Metazoa; Rotifera; Eurotatoria; Philodinida; Philodinidae. The record is from the annotation of a GenBank genome assembly.
AUGUUGAAUCGUAUUCGACGUGCUUCAUCAUUUAUGUUAGAAACAAAUAAUAUCAGCAGUAAAAAUGGCAAUAAUUCAUUAUCGUCUAUUGAUCACAUAAGUAAAAGUAGUAGUGGUACAGACAGUGGAGAUGACAUUUAUAUCGAGACGAUAUUAUACAUUGUGCAUGUGGAUGACAUUGAAGACGAGAAUAAUAAUAAUAACAGUAAUAAUGACGACAGUACUACACAAUUUUCAAAACGAACGACAGCCAGUUUUAAUGAAAGACACCUUGUGUCUCGUCGAAAUUCCGAAGCAGCACGUUAUUCAUUUACAAAUCCAUUAAGAAAAUUAAAUAAAAAAUCAACUCUAUUUUCGACUAGUACAGCUAAGAACUUGAAUCGUGUAUCAUCUCAUCGGUUUUUUAAUCGAUUGAUACAACAGCCUGAUUUAUCCAUCGUUAAAUAUGACGAUAAAGAACAAUCCACACUAAAUGAAAGCUGUGAACAAGCGGAAAUAUAUGCAGAAGGCACUGGUUUACAACAUGGAGAUGUUGAUGAAACUUGUAAGUUCGAUAUUCAUGCACCCGGUGCAAUGUUAAAUCAGUUAAUUAUUGCUAUUGAUGGCCCAUCGAAAGCAGAUAUCAAUAUUGAAGUUAUCGGAUAUGGAAUUUAUCGUGUUCACUAUAAAUGUCAAGUAGUAGGCCGUUAUACCAUUAGUAUCACAUAUAAUGGUAAAAAUAUUCGGAAUUCACCGUACAACAUAAGAUUAUCGAAACAAGAUCCAAUUUCACUUCCAUCUCCUUUACAAGUGAUUCCAAGUGUCGAUAUUUUUCCAGUUAAUUGUACAUUUGAAGUUGAUUCAACUUCGUUAGUCAUUGUUCGACCAGCUGUCUCAUGUGCCAUAUUUCAAGCUCAAAUACGUACGCCGAAUGAACAUAAUUUACCGAUUACGGUACAAAAAUCAAGUAAAUCAGAAUGUUACGAAAUUCAGUUUCUACCAAAUGAAGUAGGAAUUCAUUGGUUACAUUUGACGAUAAAUGGUAUUGAAAUUGAAAAUAAUCCCAUACUAUUGACUGUCACUACAUCCGAAACUGAACACCAAGAAGAACAAAAUCGUUACUCAUUAGCUAGUGGACAAGGUUUAUUUCAUGCCUAUACCGGGGAAGAGAGCGAAUUUUUUGUUUCAAAAUGCCAUCACAAUGGAGAAUGUAAUGGUUCAUUUUCUGUUGGUAUAAGUGGUCCAGCAACAGUGCAUUUAGACGCCAAUGAAAUAUUAAACGGCUAUGAAUUUCAUUAUAAACCAACUGUCAGUGGUAAAUAUAUAAUUACAAUAAAAAAUUGUGGCAUACAUAUCAAAGGGAGUCCAUUUGUUUGUCGAGUUUAUGAUAAACUAGAUGAAACAGGAACAGAAACUCUGACAACAACAACCACACCCAAAGAUCGCCUAUUAUCGUUGACAAGUACAGAAGAUAAUAACAAUACAACACUCAAAUCAUCGUCAUCAAUAAUUAAACAGCAACCAUCGUCAGAUAUUUUACAAGAAACAGAAUUAAAUGCUCUAACAUCAUCAAUGUUAUAUGAUUCAACACAAGUGUCCGUAUUUGGACAAGGAUUAUACGAAGCAAAGUUAAAAAAGAAAGCGAAAUUUCAUGUCGAUGCAAGCAGAGCAGGUCGAGCUAUGCUUUUAAUUGGCUUGUAUUCUCCGUGGUGUUCGUGCGAACGAAUGAUUGUAAAACAUAUUGGAAAUAAUAUUUAUAAAGUGAAUUAUCGUCCAAAAUUAAGAGGACAGUAUAUGCUAUCAAUUCUUUGGGGACACAAUAAUCAUGUGCCUGAAAAAACUCGAAAAGAAUUUUUAAAUAGUUCUGAUCAGUUUACGCGUCAUGUAAUUGAUCGCUUAAACGAUGAUGUUGCCGAAUGCUAUGUAAAUGAAAAAAAGAUCGAUACUGCCACUAAACAACUUACAAAUCAAUCGACAGUACUUGUUAAACAAUCACAAGCGUGGAUUCAGUUGAUAGAUCAAUUUACUACAGCUGUUAAAGAACUCGGUGAUGUUGAAAAUUGGUCAAAAAUAAUUGAAAAAGAAUGUCUGACAAUUACAUCAGCAUUAACAAAUGUUCAUAAAGAUUUGACAAUACAAUAG